Messenger RNA from Rattus norvegicus (Norway rat), 4369 nucleotides. The record is from RefSeq and is a predicted model, not a curated record. Lineage: Eukaryota; Metazoa; Chordata; Mammalia; Rodentia; Muridae.
AGGGUCACUGAAGAUGGCAGAUACAUUGUUCUCUAAGAAGAGUGUUAGAUAGUAGCAAAAUGCUCAACACACACACACUCAUGCACAGACACACACACACACACACACACACACACACACACACACACACACACAGCCACAAAGACACUCAGUCACGUACAAACAUUCAUACUCACACACCCACAAAAAACACAUACAUCACAUAUUUCAAUAUCCAAGAUGAAUGACAAUAACAAGGAAAGAGCAUAAACAUUUCAUUCCUGUUCUUGGAGGCACCUGGAGCUCACUUCAGGGUGCUGUCUCUUCCUGUAUGACUCUUAGGCCUAGCCUCACAGUAGAGGUAAUGUGUGUGCACUGUUGAAGAAUCAGGGACUGUCACUAUGUACCCAGGAUUCUCUGAGACCUGCUUAUAAGCCUGGGUUCACACAGGUAAUAAAAUUCAGCAUUGGGUAGGCUUGCUGCUCAUGUUUUGGGAACAAAGCAAGAUCCAUACAUACAACUCCUUCCCAGGGAGAGUGGAGCCUACAAACUCUGAAGAAAGACCAUCUAACAGGUCUAACUCUUAGCCAGGGGCCCUGCCUGCCAGAUCCCCAGACCAUCACAGUCACAGGAACAAAAUAUGGACAGAGGUCUAUUUGUGCCUGAUACAGCAACAGGAUUAGGAAGAAGGGAAAGGGAAAAGACACAGCAGGUAACCCUGGCAUGAAGGAUGGGGAGGGGCAGUGGCACCCUCUCCCCUGACAGGGGCCCUUUGUGAUAUGGAGACCACAGCUGUGUGAUGUGGCCUGAGCCCCAUUGAAAAGUCACAUGCAUUACAGCACAGGUCAGUGGCCUGUGAGCUGCACUGCGAUUCAGAAGAUGGAAAGAUUUCUCAAUCUGAUGAAUAGCAUUAUUUACUCAUGGGUGAGCCCCAGCACGAUAGACACAGCAAUGGACAUGAUCAUUGCCAUUCUGUGUGGAGCUCGGCUCUUUCUUCUACUGACCCCCUUCCUGAAGAACCUCCCUGUGUCACCGUGUGAAAGUGAAAAGGACAUCACAGAGGACUGAAGAGAGAAGGCAGCUUGUUAAUGGGAGUGAGGAAGAAAGGACCCCAGCUAAUUUGUGUGGUUUAUAAAUGACAGGAUGUGAGGAUGAGGCAGAGACAAACCAGGAAGAAAAUCGCUACUCUAAAAGGUUGCAGAGAUGCUGCAAAGAUUGUGGAUGAGACCAAGACUCUAUCACAACCUAUGAAAAUGGAGCAACUUCUCCAGGACACCACACCACAUCCCUGGUUGAACCGUCUUCAGAAAAUGGACCACCUUCUGAUAUUUCAGCCAUUGUCUCAUCUCAAUUGCUUGGAGUAUCUUAUACACAAGGAAUUUAGUCACAUUUUCUGGGGCAUAUCCACUCUUUUCUCUGAAUCAGUUGUGGCUGCUCCCAACAUCCUCAGAAACCCUUCCUUAGCACAACACAAAACCCUCAGGUUUCAUGAUGCCUGUCGCCCUGCUGCCCAAGUUCCUUCCAGGGAGCAAGGACCUCCAGAGUGUUCCCAAGAACAGCCAUUGCCUGCACAACUUGUGACACCAAGCACGUUAGCUGUGACAAAGGCCCAACUAAUGCAAAUCUUCCCAAGCUCUGCACCAAUUAAAACACCUCCUUGUUUUAAGAGGCAGGCCUUUGGAAAAGUACGUCCUACCACUGACAAAGGUAUACCUGUAUCACUAUUAAUGGAAAACCAUGCUUGUCCACAUGGACAGUAUUGGAAACACACCAAAGGUGAUCCAAGAACAUCAGGCAGUCUUUACGAAACCCACUCAAAACUUGACCCAAAACAAUGAGUCUGUCAGGUCAGGCUCCAUCCCUUGGGAGCAUUGGCAGAUGGCCCAUAAGAAUGAGGGGCCACAGAAUGAAGGAAAGGAAACUAAUGUGGGACAAGAACAAGGAACCCCCAUCACAUUCCUCUCAUCCUGAAAGUGGACCCAGCUACAGGGAAAUUUUGUAGCAAAAACUGAUAAUUAUUGCAAGAGCAGGGCUCAACUCUCCCAACCUGCCCAGCACUCCAUCCUCAACCACAAAAGCUACAUGUGGAACAAAAUGAAGGGGACUGUGCCCAUGGAGGUACCCUUACAGGAGGUCACAGAAAAGAAUGAAAAAUAUACCACCAUCAAGAAGGGCACUGGUUUAGGGGGCAAACACCUGCCUUGCCCUUCCAUCAGCAACCUUGAGAAGGGGCUGAAAUUCAGGAACACCACACUAAGGACAGACAAGCAGCUUUUUGUAAAGGCUGCUAAUGAUCAUACCUGCCUUGAUUCAAAAAACGAAAGGAAGCCACAGUCAAAUUGUACAGAACUUCCAGUCAAACCCAGAAGGAAACCAUAUCUGCAUUUCCUUGAGGCAAGCGAUCUCGCCACACCUGGAGUUCCAGCCUCAAACCUUCCCCAGGUUGUGUUUCCCUACUCCUCCAUUUGUGAUUCCAAGGAGGAGUACUAUUCAAAGGCUGCCAUGAUCCUGGAAAAUUUGCAUCACCAGGACCCAGGAGGGGCAAGGGUAGAAAAUGCCUCAACUGCCAGGCUAGAGAGUGCUCUGUGGAAGCACUCAGCUGCAGAGGUGCAGGAGAACCAAAGAGCCCCUCAACCUGAUGCCAGUCAUGGGCCCUCACAAGUCUGACCAGAUCCCUUUCAGACAUACCUGAGUAUUCAGCAACCUGACUUUUGCCUCCACGCAAAACCCCAGCAGAGCACGACUGGAAUGAAGUGAAACAGGCAGUCUCCAAAUAAAUACCAAUACAAAAAUUGACAAGCAUCCACAAAGGAAGAUUUCAGGAUGUGGACUCAGCUCAUCACUGCUGUCCUUUAAUAGUGCUUGGUCAGGAUGAAACUGUCCCACCCUCAUCAGCCAAACCAACAUAGUGGAGGUGAAAGAAGAGCCAUCUGCAUGGACAGUGAGUCUGGGAUCCAGUGAGAGUCACAAUGGCCAAGCUAUCGGUAUCAGUCCCAGGGACUAUGGGUCUUUACAGCCCAACAAACAUCCUGGUCAUCUGCAAACACCUACCCUACAGCCCUCAGUUCACUCCAUCCAAAAUAUACAAACACACAGUAUGAUAGACCUGAAAUCAAAGGAGCAGGCAUAGCCCUGGCCUGUGAGAAAUGAUCCAGGUGUCCCCAGUAAAGUACACCCUGCCAAGGUCAGCUUGCCUUCAAAACACUGGAUGCAUACCUUCCAGAAUACAUGCCAAAACCCCGUAAAUACCCUGGGUUUAGGUGAUGACUCCAGGAGGAGACAUGAGAGAUGAGAGCGUAGAAACUGGAGAGAUAUGUGUCCCAAAGGAAAAACACGAAGUGAAAGAUUUCAAGGGGUCCCAUCCCAAUGAAGGGAAGCAAAUCACUAUAAGAUAUAGAGCUAUAAGCCAGGGAGAAAGGCUUCGAAGAGUAAGUCCUUGCAUCCCAAGCUGCACCCAGAUCAGGGACACAACCAAGACUUGGAUACCAGGGAAAGGGGAAGUUACUUCGAAGAGCUCUUGGAAUAAAAUCACAAAGAAUGCUUCAAAAUAUGGAGGCUCCAGCACAAAAUACUUAGGGCAAGGGGAUUCCUUAGAGAAUGUUCUCUCCACACCAGGUACUGAGCAAGUACAGGAGGUGGUAACAAGAAACAAGGUCCUCUAUAAUACAGUAGCUGAAAUACAAUCACUUGUGAAUGCUCUGGCUCAGAUCCUGAAAACACUGAAGAGUACCGAUCAUCCCACUCUUCUAUGGGUCUGCAUGAAACAAUCCAUAGCAGAACAGUGAACAGAUUGAGCUGUGGCCAUGUCAGCCCUGAGAUCAAUAAUUAUCCCUUCACAUAUACGGAGAUUGAAGACCAACUACAGUCAGGGAUUGAAGCCCAGAGAGUGUGUGAUCUGAACCAAGGUGAGACAGAUAUCAGCUUUGAUCAGCUCCCCAUCCCCAAGGGAAGUGAUUUUCCUUCUGAGUACAGGGGAAGUGGAGACAAGCAGGAGUCAGGUCUUGCUGACCAGAGAUUCUGUGACCCAAAUAAAAUCACAACAAAUGUUGGAAUGGUCUGCUGGGCACAUCCAUUCCUUCGGAUACAGAGAAAACAGAAACAAACACCAGCUAGAAAUUGUCCAUGAACCCCUUUUACCACAUCAAACUACAAAGAAAGGAACGGGCUGUUGCCGUUCUCUGAGUCCCAUGGAGAAUUUUCCAAUCAAGCACGGGGGAAAUGACUGCUUAAGGACUUCAGUUGCUGCCCACCAAGCCUCUCACACCAGGUAGAUCUCACCAGGCAAGGAGCAGGAGGCUCUGGCCAUCAUUGUUCAAGAUGUCCCAUCUGCCCAUCCAUUGUGUCCCCCAUGCUUCCUGGUAAUAAACUUGGUUUUGUCCCUGCAAAGAAA